Molecule: messenger RNA, 1041 nt
Organism: Aspergillus wentii DTO 134E9
Lineage: Eukaryota; Fungi; Ascomycota; Eurotiomycetes; Eurotiales; Aspergillaceae
Gene: erg20
Product: bifunctional (2E,6E)-farnesyl diphosphate synthase/dimethylallyltranstransferase
Exons: 2
Coding region: 1-1041 (346 amino acids)
Biological process (GO): trans, trans-farnesyl diphosphate biosynthetic process
Cellular component (GO): cytoplasm
Molecular function (GO): (2E,6E)-farnesyl diphosphate synthase activity; dimethylallyltranstransferase activity
Source: RefSeq, a predicted model, not a curated record
AUGACUACUACUCAGCGUGCCGAUUUCGAGGCGGUUUUCCCCUCCUUGGCCCAGGACCUCCUGGACCACGCAAAGAAAUACAACUUGCCCGACAAUGCCCUGGAGUGGUUUAACAACGCCCUCCAUGUCAAUGUCCCCGGUGGAAAGCUCAACCGUGGUCUCUCCGUGCCCGACACCGGUCUCGCACUCCUCCAGAAGCCCCUGACCGACGAGCAGUUCAAGCACCUCAGCACUUUGGGAUGGUUGACCGAGCUUCUCCAGGCCUUCUUCCUGGUCAGCGAUGAUAUCAUGGACAGCUCGAUCACUCGUCGUGGUCAGCCCUGCUGGUACCGUCACCAGGGAGUCGGCCUGAUCGCCAUCAACGAUGCCUUCAUGCUCGAAUCCGGAAUCUAUGUUAUCCUUAAGAAGCACUUCCGCUCCCAUCCCGCCUACAUUGAUCUUGUUGAGCUGUUCCACGAGACCGCUUGGCAGACAGAGCUGGGCCAGCUGUGCGACCUGAUCACUGCCCCCGAGGACCAUGUCGACCUGGACAACUUCUCCAUGGAGAAGUACAUGUUCAUUGUCACCUACAAGACCGCUUACUACAGCUUCUACCUCCCCGUCGCAUUGGCUCUGCACUACCUGCAGCUCGCCACCCCUGAGAACCUCAAACAGACCCACGACAUCCUCAUUCCCCUGGGCCAGUACUUCCAGGUCCAGGAUGACUACCUCGACGCCUACGGUGACCCGGCCGUCAUUGGCAAGAUCGGUACCGAUAUCAAGGACAACAAGUGCUCGUGGAUCAUCAACCAGGCUCUGCAGCUCGCCAGUGCGGAGCAACGCAAGACUCUCGACGCCGCUUACGGCCGCAAGGACGAUGAACUAGAAGCCAAGGUCAAGGUCAUCUACCGUGAGCUCAACCUGGAGAAGGUCUACCAGGACUACGAAGAGAAGGUUGUUGGAGAGAUCCGGACCAAGAUCGGCGCAUUGGAUGAGAGCCAGGGCCUGAAGAAGGGAGUCUUUGAGGCUUUCCUGUCCAAAAUCUACAAGCGCAGCAAAUAG